UAGAGACAAGAGGAGUGGUUGUGGUUUAAUUAAUUUCCAUGUCCACAUUCUCAUCAAAUUUCCCAUUGAAAAACAAGGCUUAUUUUUCUCAAAAAUCUUAUUAAAAAUUUUAUAUACAAAAGAAGAAGAAACCAUGAACACAAAUUCAUGUGAAUCUAGGCCACAAAAUCAUGCAAAGUUUGACAGAAAGAGCGAACUCAAGGCCUUCGAUGAGUCAAAAACUGGUGUGAAGGGACUCAUAGAAGCUGGGGUCUCAAAAAUCCCAAAAAUUUUCAUCCAUGACCAAGACAAACUCGAUGAUUAUAGAUCAGCUAGUGGAGACUCAAACUUGUCAAUUCCAGUCAUUAACUUAGAAGGAAUCAAUGAUGAUAGUGCAAGAAAAUAUGUGGUUGAAGAAGUUAGAGAUGCAUGCAAGAACUGGGGUUUCUUUCAAGUGAUCAACCAUGGAAUUUCAUCAAACACUUUGGAUGAAAUGAUUAGUGGAGUACGUAGGUUUCAUGAUCAAGAUCCUGAGCUUAGGAUGAAAUUUUAUGCUAGGGAAGAAUCAAGUAAUAAGCUAAUGUAUAACACCAACUUUGACUUGUAUCAAGCUUCGGUUGCAAAUUGGAGGGACUCCAUUUAUUGUUGUGUGGCUCCAAACCCUCCAAAUCCAGAAGAUUUGCCUCAAGUUUGUAGUGAUAUAAUGUUGGAAUACUCAGACAAAGUGAGGAGGCUAGGGUUUACUCUAAUGGAAUUGUUGUCAGAAGCUCUUGGUCUAAACCCUAAUCACUUGAGAGAAAUUGGUUGUGCUGAGGAACUUUUUUUUGUGGGGCAUUACUACCCUGCUUGCCCUGAGCCAGACUUAACUAUGGGACUCACCAAACACACUGAUAGUGCCUUCAUUACACUGUUGCUACAAGACCAAAUUGGUGGACUCCAAACCCUCCAUGAAAAUCAAUGGACUGAUGUGAAACCAGUACCAGGAGCCCUUAUAGUAAAUCUUGGAGAUAUGAUGCAGCUAAUGACCAAUGGUGAGUUCAAGAGUGUAUAUCACAAAGUGGUGGCACAGAAAGUUGGUCCAAGGAUUUCUGUGGCCAUUGUUUUCAGAAAUAUGAGCCAAACACUCUAUGGACCCAUAAAGGAGCUGCUAUCAGAAGAAAAUCCCCCACUCUAUAAACAAACCUCUUUGAAAGAUUAUGUCUCCUAUGUUCUUUUAAAAGGGCUUGAUGGAAAACCUGGCCUUGACCAUUUCAUGCUUUGAUAUAAUUAGUAAGUUAUACUCUAUAUUACUCUAUAUUGUGUAAUUUAAUAUAAUUCAUAAAGUGAAAUACAAAAAAGAGCAUCAAUAAUUGUAGGGCUAA
Humulus lupulus (European hop) is the source of this 1340-nucleotide messenger RNA. Its product is annotated as 1-aminocyclopropane-1-carboxylate oxidase homolog 1-like. NCBI's taxonomy places the organism in Eukaryota, Viridiplantae, Streptophyta, Magnoliopsida, Rosales, Cannabaceae. The record is from RefSeq and is a predicted model, not a curated record. Bases 134 to 1240 code for a protein of 368 amino acids. The transcript has 3 exons.